Molecule: messenger RNA, 822 nt
Organism: Yamadazyma jaroonii
Lineage: Eukaryota; Fungi; Ascomycota; Pichiomycetes; Serinales; Debaryomycetaceae
Source: the annotation of a GenBank genome assembly
AUGAUAGAUAAAGCUUUAAAAUGGUCAAAAUCUAUCAAACUUAAAAACUGGAAUUUCAAUGAUAUCAUUGCUCCAGGUCAAGUAACUCAUUUGAAUAAGUUACUUGGGACUAUAAUACCGGGUAGAUCUCAAAAUUUAUUGGGAUACCAUUUUCUCUUUGCUAAUCAACUGAAUGAGAAUCUAGGUACUGAUGGAUAUGAUAAUUACCAGGCACCUGUGUCAGAUACACAAUUAUUUAGGAGAAGGAUGUGGGUCAAAGGGGAAAUUGAAUUCAUAAAUCCAUUAUCUUUAGGUAGUUAUGUGAACUGCCAAGAAGUGGUGUCAAAUGUACGAUUAAUGAAUAAUUCAACGUUUGUAGAAAUAGUGAGGCAUUUCAAAUCUGAGACUGACCCUAUUUUGAAAGAGAAAAGAACUUUGAUUUAUACUAAUGACAAUUACAACCAACCACUGGCUAGUGUAGUCGAUUCCACCUAUCAUCAUUCCAUCAAUUUCAAUGUAGAUGAUACUCAAUUAUCAAAAUAUAGUUUCCUCACCUAUAAUCUACAUAAAAUUCAUCUAGAUAAAGAGUAUAGUAAAAAUGAAGGAUUCCCCGAUAGAAUCGUACAAGGACCGUUGCUUGUAACCAUAAUCCUCAAUUGGUUCCAUACCAACCAUCCUGAUCUCGAUAUCUCCACUAUAAAGUAUAAAAUAACCAAUCCGGUUUAUGUUAAUGAGCAACAAGCAAUCUAUUGGAAAAAAAAGGGGAAUGUUUUCGAAGUUUUAAUUACGAAUGGAAUAAAUAUUUCCUUGAACUGUAAAAUUACCCUAAAGGGUAUUAAUUAA